Molecule: messenger RNA, 1325 nt
Organism: Lolium perenne
Lineage: Eukaryota; Viridiplantae; Streptophyta; Magnoliopsida; Poales; Poaceae
Source: RefSeq, a predicted model, not a curated record
ACUAUGCAGGUUGCUUUGACAUGUGCAAGAGAGAUCGAGAGGGGGAGACUUGCAAGUUGCAGGUCAACAGAGACUCUCACUCUCUCUAUAAAAGGCGGCACGGCGAUAGCUCCGAUCCAUCGUCCGGAUCCGGAUGCGAUCGCGCCGCCUCUCUGCUCUAGAGAGCCAGUGCCCUACCAGUUCUUUUCCAUUAUGUUGAUCUCUUCAUCUUCACUUUGAUUUCCUCUACCCAUCCUCGCAAGUUCAAUCCUUUCUACAGCAAUUGAAAGAUCAAUCCGUCGUUGAGCAACUUGCUUUUGCAGCCUUCUUGCAUAUAGCGGUGCACAUCUAUAGCCCCUCCAAGAACGGAGAUGGACAAUGUUCUCGUCGACCGAUCAGCGGGCGGCCAAAACCUCCGUCGGAGAGCUGGGGGCGCAGGCUGCCGGAGGCUCGCGAUGAGCUCGCCGGCGCUGCCUCCCAGCGCCUACACUUUCUUCCCGUAUUCCCCAGCUCCUCCUCCGGGUCCAUUCAUAUACGCGCCGUAUACCUUCUACUCUUCCAGCUCACUCCCUGCACUUCCUUCCAACCACCCCGGCCUCCCGCCCCGCCCGCCGGCGACCAUCCACAAGCACGCCACGUUCCCUUACCGCACGUCGGCUCUGCCUCCUCGUCCAGCCGCAAUUAACCAUAUCGCACCGAUCACGAUGGUGACGGAUCAGGUGCCGAGGAAGACGGGUGAGUACAAGAGGAAGAAGCCGAGGACGCCGAGGUCCACGGAGGAGCCGCCGAGGGCGGCGCAGCGGAGGAAGCCGCUGCAGAGGGCGGCGCCGCUUCCCGCGGCGAUGGCGGUCACGGAGGCGCUGGACGACCUGGAGCGCCAGGUGACGCGGGGCUUCGUGGAGGACCUGCUGCACGCGCUCGCGCCGCCGCCCAGCAGCCUGCCCCUGCCCACCUUCUCCCUCGUCAGGGCGGCCGCCGCCAAGGCCCCAGCCCCGUGCACCGUGUAGCUGGUGCUUGACACCACCACCGACGAGGCUACGACUGCCUCUGCCGGGCGCCUACUUCGCAUCCACAUGCAAAGCCUUCGCCGGGUACAUGUUUAUUUUGUUUCCUUUCUCCAUGACUUUUUCUUUGGAUGGAAGAAACGCUACCAUAAAAGGGUUCGAUCGUGUUUUUAUUUUCGUCCCUCUUUUUUAAUCUUUUUAUUUAUUACAGUUGUGAGGUAAAAUGUAAACCUGAAGUAAGUCAAGGUUUACAUAGUAUUGGUAGUGUUGAGUUCUUGAUGUAUGGGUGUCGUUUUUUGUUGCCACGAAUAUGUCAAGAUGAACACUUCUUUUCUUUGAAUA